GCGGUUCUGGAAAGACUGGAUGGGGAGUUGCAAGAAGCCAAUAAUAACCUGCAAACAUUGAGGCAGAACUUUCUAGAACUCACAGAGCUGAAACAUCUCCUGAAGAAAACCCAGGACUUCUUUGAGACGGAAACUAAUCUGCCUGAUGAUUUCUUCAAUGAAGACACUUCUGGGCUAUUGGAAUUAAGAAGCACUCCUGCAGCUGUUGCAGCGAAACUGGGAUUCAUAGCUGGAGUGAUCAAAAGGGAAAGGAUGGGCCCCUUUGAACGUUUGCUAUGGAGAGCCUGUCGAGGAAACAUCUACCUGCGGUUCAGUGAAAUGGACACUCCCCUGGAAGACCCGGUCACUCAAGAAGAGAUGAAAAAGAACGUCUUCAUUAUCUUCUAUCAAGGGGAGCAGCUCAAACAGAAGAUCAGGAAGAUUUGCGAAGGAUUCCGUGCCACAGUGUAUCCCUGCCCUGAGUCUGCUGCAGAACGGCGAGAAAUGGCCGAUGGGGUGAAUACAAGGAUUGAGGAUCUAAACACAGUGAUCACCCAAACAGAGUCCCUCCGUCGGGAGCUGUUGCAGCAAGCGUUUACAAACUUGUGGACCUGGGAAAUCAAGGUGAAGAAAAUGAAGGCCAUCUACCACAUCCUCAACUCGUGUAACAUUGAUGUCACCCAGCAGUGUGUUAUUGCUGAGAUCUGGUUCCCCGUGGCAGACACGGGUCGGAUAAAGAAGGCCCUGAAUCAAGGAAUGGAACGUAGUGGCUCUACAAUCAACCCUAUUCUGACAGCUGUCCAGACCAAGAUGGCGCCUCCUACUUUUAACAGAACCAAUAAAUUCACUGCAGGUUUCCAGACAAUUGUGGAUGCCUAUGGUGUGGGAACUUACAGAGAGAUCAAUCCUGCUCCCUACACUGUAAUCACCUUCCCAUUUCUGUUUGCGGUGAUGUUUGGUGAUUGCGGUCACGGUGCUGUUAUGCUUGGUUUUGCUCUCUGGAUGGUCAUGAAUGAAAAAUCUCUUCUAGCCCAGAAAAACGAUAGUGAGAUCUGGAAUACCUUUUUUGGCGGCCGCUACCUAAUCUUGCUCAUGAGCAUCUUCUCCAUCUACACGGGCUUCAUCUACAAUGACUGCUUCUCCAAGUCAUUCAACAUAUUUGGGUCUUCCUGGCAUGUCACCCCCAUGUUCAAUAGUACAUGGACUCCCCAUAUUGUGGAAACAAGCGAAUCGCUGCAGCUGGACCCAAAUAUCUCGGGAGUGUUCUCUGGAAAUCCCUAUCCUUUUGGAAUUGAUCCGAUCUGGAACAUUGCUAAGAACAAGCUAACAUUCUUGAAUUCCUACAAAAUGAAGAUGUCUGUUGUCAUGGGGAUUACGCACAUGGUCUUUGGCGUUGUACUCAGCCUCUUCAACCACAUUUAUUUCAAGAAACCCAUAAACAUCGUUCUCCAGUUCAUUCCAGAGAUGCUCUUCAUCCUCUCCCUGUUUGGUUACCUAGUUUUUAUGAUUAUUUUCAAGUGGUGCCAGUAUGAUGUCAGAGAUGCCCAAACUGCCCCGAGUAUCCUAAUCCACUUUAUCAAUAUGUUCCUGUUUAGCUACAAUGAUGAGACAAACCAACCCUUAUAUAAGCAUCAGCAAGAAGUGCAAACCUUCCUGGUCAUUGUUGCCCUGAUUUCUAUUCCGUGGAUGCUUUUGAUUAAGCCCUUCAUCCUUCGUGCUAAUCACCAGAAAGCUCAGCGUAUGCUGGUAUCUCCUGAAAUGUCAGAGAGUCCCACUGGAGACAUUGAGGUAGAGAUCAUUAAGUCUAACCUCUCUGAGAAAGCAAGCAAAGAAGACCACAGUGAUGGUGGCCAUGGGGGACACGAUGACCAUGAUGAAGAGUUCAACUUUGGAGACAUCUUUGUCCACCAGGCUAUCCACACCAUUGAAUACUGUCUCGGUUGUAUUUCCAACACAGCCUCCUACCUUCGGCUGUGGGCACUCAGCUUGGCACAUGCACAGCUCUCAGAGGUCCUUUGGACUAUGGUGUUCAAAAUUGGACCUUCCUUUAAAGGCUUGGGAGGACUCAUCGUCAUCUUCAUCAUCUUUGCUGUCUUUGCUGUCCUGACUGUAGCUAUACUGCUCAUCAUGGAGGGCCUCUCUGCCUUCUUGCAUGCUCUGCGACUUCACUGGGUAGAGUUCCAAAACAAGUUCUACUCCGGGGCAGGCUAUAAAUUCAUACCAUUUUCUUUUAAGCACAUCAUAGAAGGAACAGAAGAAUGAAACCUGUUUGGAGCAAGGAGCUCUGAAUCUCCCAGGCUUGCUGCUGUUUCUCUACUACUACUUUUUUUUAAGGAAACCUUCCCCAAG
This is a messenger RNA of Gekko japonicus, 2328 nucleotides long. It is a transcript of the gene ATP6V0A4, whose product is annotated as ATPase, H+ transporting, lysosomal V0 subunit a4. Lineage: Eukaryota; Metazoa; Chordata; Lepidosauria; Squamata; Gekkonidae. The annotation marks the transcript as partial. Gene Ontology annotation, cellular component: vacuolar proton-transporting V-type ATPase, V0 domain; plasma membrane; vacuolar proton-transporting V-type ATPase complex. Gene Ontology annotation, biological process: proton transmembrane transport; vacuolar acidification. The transcript has 17 exons. Gene Ontology annotation, molecular function: ATPase binding; proton-transporting ATPase activity, rotational mechanism. The record is from RefSeq and is a predicted model, not a curated record.